Molecule: messenger RNA, 1410 nt
Organism: Laetiporus sulphureus 93-53
Lineage: Eukaryota; Fungi; Basidiomycota; Agaricomycetes; Polyporales; Laetiporaceae
Product: aspartic peptidase A1
Exons: 7
Coding region: 1-1410 (469 amino acids)
Biological process (GO): proteolysis
Molecular function (GO): aspartic-type endopeptidase activity
Source: RefSeq, a predicted model, not a curated record
AUGAUCACGCUUCCUCUGAAGCGCGUCCAUCAAUCCCGCAGUGACCUGCAUCCACAAGUAUUUUUGCAGCAGCACAUCAACCGUAGCUUGAAGCGAUAUGCUCGCAUGACCGGCAGUGCACAACCGAGCAAACGCCAACUUGAAACCAAGCUGCAUCGGCGUGUCUAUGCUUCCAAACCCGGUUUGCUGGAGCGCAAGCGUAGCAAGCGCCACGGACGCCUUGGCCUUGCUGAUGCUCGAAAAAUCAAGGAUACAGCUACUGCGUCUGCGUCUGCCACCGCAGCUUCUGGUGCCGAAGGGUUAACAACUGCUGAGGGAAUUCCGGAGGUCGAUGUAGAAGCUGCUGCAAGUGGCGGACUAACGCUCGCCAACGCCCCCACGGCCAGCAACUCUCUUGGCUUGGAUAUCGAGUCGAACGACGUAGGAUACGUUGCAACCGUUCAGAUUGGAACACCUGCCACAGACUUCAAGUUCCUAAUGGACUCGGGCUCUGCUGACAUGUGGGUCGGCUCUGCUGAGAACUGUACAACGGAGGGCACGACUGAAGGAUGCGGCGACCACCAGUUCCUUGGCUCGUCAACUUCGUCCAGCUUCGUCGAGAUUGGUAACCCGUUCGAAGUGACGUACGGUACCGGCCAGGUGGAGGGCGUCACUGUCUCGGACAAUGUCAACAUUGGCGGCCUCGCGUUGAACAACCAUACAUUCGGUGUUGCCAACGUCGAAAGUAGCGAUUUCUCCUCCGACAGCAUUCCUUUCGAUGGCUUGAUGGGCCUUGCACAAUCUGGUAUUUCCGAGGAGGGUGUCCCUACCCCUGUAGAGGCCCUCGCUUCCGCCGGCCUCAUCAGCGAUGCGAUCGCCUCCUUCAAAAUCUCCCGGCUUGCCGACCAGCUGAACGAUGGUGAGAUCACAUUCGGCGGGCUCGAUUCGAGCAAGUUCGACUCAAACACGCUUGUCACGUUUGACAAUGUAAAUACCGAGGGCUUCUGGGAGGGCGACAUGACCGCAGUUACGUCUAACGGCCAGGAUCUAGGGCUCACCGGACGAACUGCCAUCCUCGACACCGGCACCACGCUGAUCGUCGCGCCCCCCAAUGAUGCGGAUGCGGUUCAUGCAACGAUCCCGGGCGCGGCGUCCGACGGGCAAGGCGGGUUCACCAUCCCGUGCACGACGAACACGAGCGUUGCGCUGACGUUCGGCGGGCGCGCAUUCGCGAUCAACCCGCUGGACCUCGUGUUCGCGCCGGUGAAUGCAGACGAUCUGACGGGCGAUUGUGUAUCCGGCAUCUCCUCAGGGGAGAUCGACGGGGCGACGACUUGGCUGGUCGGCGACGUGUUCCUCAAGAAUGCAUACUUAUCUGUCAAUCAAAACACGAACGAGAUCUCGCUUGCGGAACUUGCACAGGACGGCUAA